This is a messenger RNA of Psammomys obesus (fat sand rat), 1923 nucleotides long. RefSeq names its product ADP ribosylation factor like GTPase 2 binding protein (gene Arl2bp). Bases 310 to 765 code for a protein of 151 amino acids. The record is from RefSeq and is a predicted model, not a curated record. The transcript is spliced from 6 exons. Lineage: Eukaryota; Metazoa; Chordata; Mammalia; Rodentia; Muridae. Gene Ontology annotation, biological process: maintenance of protein location in nucleus; positive regulation of tyrosine phosphorylation of STAT protein. Gene Ontology annotation, cellular component: mitochondrial intermembrane space.
GCCAGGCUCCGCUCGACCUCGGCCUGCGGGUGCCUCCGGGGUCUGGCGCGGGCAGGCGGCCCAGGGCCCCGCUCCAGCGGGGCGUUUCCCUCGUCCGCGGGGCUGUGUCACCGAUUACCAGCGCUUCCAUCACAAUCCUCUGGCCUGAAUCUGGGCCGUCAGCAAAAUCUAGAGGCCUUGAGCAGCCCAGGCUGGCGGGGGCCUCACCGCCGGUCUCAGGCCACUCCUGAUCCAGUUACACUCCAGGCCGGUGCCCCUCCCGCGUGUGGUCACACUCGCCAGCAGAGAAUUGUGGGGUUAAGAGCCAGGAUGCGCUCCUCCGCCUCUGAUGCAGAAUUUGAUGCAGUGGUUGGAUGUUUAGAAGACAUUAUUAUGGAUGAUGAGUUCCAGUUAUUGCAGAGAAACUUCAUGGACAAGUACUACCAGGAGUUUGAAGACACAGAAGAGAAUAAACUCACCUAUACCCCCAUUUUUAAUGAAUAUAUUUCCCUGGUAGAGAAGUACAUCGAAGAGCAGCUGCUGGAGCGCAUCCCAGGCUUCAACAUGGCAGCCUUCACAACAACACUGCAGCACCAUAAAGAUGAAGUGGCUGGUGACAUCUUUGACAUGCUGCUCACAUUCACGGAUUUUCUGGCUUUCAAAGAGAUGUUCCUGGACUACAGAGCAGAGAAGGAAGGGCGAGGACUGGACUUAAGCAGUGGCUUGGUCGUGACUUCUCUGUGCAAGUCUUCUACGCCAGCUUCCCAGAACAGCCUUCGGCACUAGGCAUCGCCUGCAGACGGGGGGUGUGGUCGCAUAGGCCACCAGGCCAGCAGAUGCAUCUUGCAAAGACCAACUGUGCCACGGCCCUUCAUUCAUGUGAAGUAUUGAUGAGGCCUGGAAAACAUGACUGGCCCUUGUCCAGGAACACCACCUUCUUGUAGUCAGUAGCCCUCGUGUUCACCACUCCACUCCCCCAUGCAAAUGCCCCUCCCAGGUGCUUCUGAGGGACACCCCCCCCACCCCCCCCCGUGUUGGCACCUCACCUGGGGGCCCUUCCUCAGCAACAUGGUAGUGUAGCGUGUCAACACCAUCAUGAGCCCUUCAUCCCAGCAGGCUUUACAUGAGUUUUCGUGUUCCCACAGCUGUUUUCACGUGGGUCAGUUUCAGUCCUGAGCUUCAACGGGGGUGGGGUGGAGGGUGGGUAGGGAGUGUUUAUCUAGGGAGUUACAGGCCAGCUACCUGUCCUGGUUUCUGAAUCUCCUAUGAUUACAGCUUGAGAGUGGCUGUAGGAAUCGAUUGAGAGAGAUGUUCUCUACCCCGCUCUUACAUUAGCAGUCCUUUCAACAGCGAAUUCUGCUGGUUUUGAUGUAUGUAGUCCCACUGUUCUUUAAGUCUCUAAGCAUUAUUUCAAGAAACAUAUUUUUAUAGAUGAAAACUCAGGCUAACCUAGUGAGUAUGAUCUUGGAAUGCCCAUGAUCAACCACUUAAAGAUCAAAGUAUUAUAUGCUGUGUGCUUUUUAGUUGUGAGUGCUGCGAGUGUAAAUCUUUCUGAUUAGUGCCCUUCUUCCUGGGCACCAGUACAAACAGGCUAUGUGCUAGAAAUAGGCUGCUCUGUCACAACAGCAUGCUAAGUGUGUUUGUGCAUGUUUGUCUGCCGUCCCACAGGACAGCAUGCUAGCUGUGCUUGUGCAUGCUCCUCUGCAGUCCUUUGUGUAGGCCAGUGAGCUGGCUUUCUGCAGGAGUCCCAAGUUGAUGCUCUCCUCAUCCCGCUCCGCCAGGGGGUGGGGGGGAGCAGUACAGUUUUCUGGUCAGCUGUCACCUUAGGUGGAUUGUCACCAACAAGAAAGCAUGUGUGUCACUUCUCAAGAAAGAAGAAAAUAGUUCAAUUCCUAAUGUACUUUUGACUUUAACUUUUAUAGUAAAAGUAAGAAUCUACACUGA